AUGAGGCUGUUUGAAUUCUGCCAACAAACUUUCUUCACUUUUGCGGGAGAGACCUAUGAACCAAUCAAGGGAACCCCAAUGGGCUCACCAGUCUCCGGUUUGGUGGCAGAACUGGUCCUACAGGAGUUAAAAAAGAUUGCCUUCCUCCGACAUGAACCGGUGUUUUGGCGCCGUUGCGCUGACGACACGUUCAUCGUCGUAAAGAAGGACAUGCUGCAGCAUUUCCACAGCCUGCUCAACGCAGUCUUCCCUGAUAUAAAAUUCAAGAGGGAAGAAGAACAGGAACAGCAGUUGCCCUUCCUGGAUGUGCUCGUCAGACGAAACCUUGACGGUGAACUUGAAACGACUGUUUAUAGGAAGUCUACGAACACCACACAGUUUCUCAGUUUUCACAGCAACCAGCCGGUGGCUCACAAACGAAGCUGUGCGAAGACGCUCUUCAAACGGAUCCAAAGUCAUUGCAGCAAACCGGAGGACAGAGCACGUGAGACCCGUUAUCUCCGCGACCAGUUUGUGCAAAAUGGCUAUCCGAAGGCAUUCAUAAGUCGCUGCCUACGCGGUCGCCACCAGAGAACUUGA
Messenger RNA from Spirometra erinaceieuropaei, 579 nucleotides. The record is from the annotation of a GenBank genome assembly. Lineage: Eukaryota; Metazoa; Platyhelminthes; Cestoda; Diphyllobothriidea; Diphyllobothriidae.